AUAAAAAUGAAAUUCUAAGUCUCCAGAAGAUGGUUGAAGAAAAAAAAAUGACCCUGAGGAAGUUCUACAGAAAGUUUUACUUCAUCCAAAGGGUGUGAUGCUUUGGUCCAGGAAAAGCAUAACCAUUUUCCACAAUAGAUCAAGAGAGGACAUCGUGUACUUAGAUGCAACAGGGAGCAUUCUGAAGAGAUCAAAAAACAGCGAAGGUCCUUUCUAUGUGUACGAGCUGGUGGUCAGAAACCCCAAGAAGGGUUCAUCUCCAUUUCCUGUUGCAACAUUCGUCACAUGUGACCACACAACAGCCUCUGUUCUGUAUUUUCUAAGUGCAUUUCAAACAGAUCACACCAAACAAUAUGGAAAAAACACAACUCCACUAAUGAUAAUAUGUGACGGCUCCCUGGUGCUAAUGCAGGCCAUAACAAUGGUUUUCAGUGAAACAAACCUCCAGGCCUUGCUCCAAAGUUACUACAACAUCCUCACAGGGAAAGGUACAGCACAAGACUUUGGCCAUCCAGUCCUUCACCGCUGUUUGAGCCACAUCAUGAAGAAUGCCAAAACUUUAUGCAAGAAGCAUGCACCCAAGAACUACAAGCUGGCCAUGCAUGUGUUUGGACUCUUAACAUCAGCGACUUCCAUAACUGAGUUUGAUGAAAUGCUCCUCAGCUGCACUGUCAUCUUCUCCAGCCCUUGCAGCUCUGAAAAUGUGCAGAAGCACUUUGACAAUAUUCAAACCAUGCUGACAAGUAUUGAUGACUCAGCUGCUGAUGACAUCAACAUUGCUCCUUAUGACCUAGAGGACAUUUUCAGUCCAACACCCUUUGAGGAAGAACACUUCAUGGAUAUCAUAAAAAGAGCACCUGUGGACCAAGAAGGGGAGCCUAAUCCAUACCACAGCGAGACAUUCAUCUCGUCUUUGGCAAAGUACUUCUUGCCUCAGGCAGCUCUCUGGAGCAGCAUGAUGUUGGGUGAUCUUGGGAGGCAUGGUGAAGGGCUCCCAUAUCGACAGUUUUCAAAGAAUUUUGCCAAGAUAUCCAUGAAAAAAAAUCAGGAACACCGUGUUUUGAAAGAGAAGUGGAGGCAGCAAAAACAAAAUAGGAGGGGAGUGUAUGUCACCUCCAUCAAGCAGCCCUUCCACUUCAGAAAGACAAAAACAGUGGUGACAGGUCCUCAGACGAUAACCACAGCUCCAACCACUGAUGAUUCUGCAUCAGUGGCAGCUCCGGACCUGAAAGACAAAGACCCAGUUAUCGUUGGUGCACAUGGUUUGAAGGUGACUGCAGGUCCUCAAACGACAACAGCAGCUCCAACCACUGAUGAUUCUGCAUCAGUGGCAGCUCCGGACCUGAAAGACAAAGACCCAGUUAGCGUGGACGCACAUGGUUUGAAGACAUGGAAGACAAGAAAAUGAACGGACCAAUUUAGAUGAAGCACUCCCCAAAAGACCUCAUCCAAACCAUUAGGCUGGAAAAGCAACCCCCCAUUAAACGCCACCAAUUGCAGAGCAUUCUGCACCCCAAACCAUGGCUAACAAGUGACGAGGUGGAUGCAACCUGCUUUUUAUUGGCAAAGAAGUUCCCUGCUCAGAACGGUCUGCAGUCCUGCCUUUUUUUUCAGUGUCUUCACCAGGGUGGUUUGUUGGCACACCUGACAAGCCAUUUGUACAGGUUCUUAAGGUAAAUGAGAACCACUGGAUCACAGCCAGUAAUAUCUUUUGUGGAAAAAAUGAGCUUUGCAUCUAUGACAGCCUAGAUGUAACCAUUACAAAGAAGACAGAGCAGAAACUUUCAUGGUUAAUUCGUCCGCAAGCACCUUCAUUUGUCAUCAGAAGGCCUGCAGUGCAGAAGCAGCAUUCAGGGAGCAGCUGUGGGCUGUUUGCCUUAGCUUUUGCUUCUGUUCUGUGUGAGGGAGUCAGGCCAGAGGAGUGCCACUUUAAAGACAAAAAUAUGAGGCAAAGACUGUACAGAGCUUUGACAAACAAAAUGGCACCAGUCUUCCAUUACCAAAACACAAAACCAAACCCUGAAAGACCCUCAAUCAAAGUUGAGGUACACUGCAUCUGCAGGACCUCACACUACAGGGAGGUGAUGGUGCAGUGCAGCAGCUGUGACACUUGGUACCACCCAAACUGUGUGUCUGUCCCACGGAAAGCAUUGGACACCACCACAGAAGAAUGGGAAUGUGAGAGCUGCAAAAAGUAAAGGGAAGAAAGUUUAUUUUUAGUUACCACUUAGUUUACCGAUCUGAGAGCAGUUGCCUCCUAACAUUACAAGAAAUAUUUUUUGUGUAGUUAUUUUUGUGGAAUUGUUAUUAUUAUAUUAUUAUGGGGAUACAUUUUUCGAGUGAAGAAUCAGGUGAAAUCUUGAGUGUACUUGCUACACACUUUGUGUUAGAUUGCAAUUGUUUUCAACCUGCGUAUUUUCUGGU
Molecule: messenger RNA, 2424 nt
Organism: Plectropomus leopardus (leopard coralgrouper)
Lineage: Eukaryota; Metazoa; Chordata; Actinopteri; Perciformes; Serranidae
Source: RefSeq, a predicted model, not a curated record